GGGCAGAGGGAGGGGACAGGCGGCCGGCUGCCCAUCAGUGGGCGCAGAGGUCCGGCGAGCCCCACGCCGCUCGGCUGGGAGGCUUUUCUCUGACAUUUUUACUAGUCUCGGAAGGAGGAGGAGGUGGAGGUGGAGGAGACCGAGGGGGGCAGAGAGGGGCUGGGGGACAAGAGGCGAGCGGCUGCUGGGCCUGGGCGCCCUGAAGAGAGGAGGCGCGGGACCCACGGGCGGCAGGGCCGGCGGGGCAGGACAGACGGCAGACAGACGGGGGGCGUCAGAGCCAGAGAGGGGCCGGGCACCCACAGGGGACAGGGGCGCAGCGGCAGAGCCAGCGAAGGAGGGAAGGGGCGAGGGCCCAAGGGGCAGGGAGUCCGCAGACGGAGGCUGCCAGACAGGGGCCUUUGAAGAAGCGGCGGCUGCGUCCCCAGGGCUGAGGUCACGCCAGGUCACAGCAGCGGCGGCGGCAUGAGUGGCCUGAUGCUCCUGAGGCGGAAUCCCAGCAGACAGGGCCUGGACGGCCUCCUGAGGCUCACCACCCAGUGGAACAUAGAGGACAAGGAGGAGGCCGCCCGUGAGCGGCGCCGGCGGGAGCGCGACAGGCAGCUGCGGGACCAGUACGAGGAGGGAGGCAGCCAUGCCCCAGAGCCGCCGGAGCAGGAGGCGCUAACAGAGCAAUCAAGUGUCCGUGACCACUUUAUGUCCCUCUCCACCCAUAGGCACCCCCGGCCCACCUAUGAAGAUGAGGACAGUGAUGGGCUGAACCAAGCUGAGGCCUGUUUGGAGGAGUUGCAUCUGAGGCAGGAGGGGCCAGGCCCAGAGGAGACUGCCCAGGGCAGUCUGGGGGCAGAGGACGAGGUGACAGCUCCCCCCAAGGGGACGCCCAGCCCCUUGGCCUUGGAGGAGCCCGCUGAGCAGAGAUCACCUCCCCUGAGUCCCACCACCAAACUCAUCGACAGGACCGAGUCCCUGAACCGUUCCAUACAGAAGAGUAACAGUGUGAAGAAGUCCCAGCCGGCCCUGCCCAUCUCCACAAUCGAUGAGCGGCUGGAGCAGUACACCCAGGCCAUCGAGACUGCUGGCCGGACCCCCAAGCUAGCCCGCCAAGCCUCCAUAGAGCUGCCCAGCAUGGCCGUGGCCAGUACCAAGAGUCGAUGGGAGAUGGGAGAGGUGCAGGCCCAGUCUACGGCCAAGACCCCUUCCUGCAAGGAUAUUGUAGCUGGAGACAUGAGCAAGAAAAGCCUCUGGGAGCAGAAAGGAGGCUCUAAGACCUCAUCCACAGUUAAGAGCACCCCAUCUGGGAAGAGGUACAAGUUUGUGGCCACUGGACAUGGGAAGUAUGAGAAAGUGCUCGUGGACGAGGGUGCCAUGCCCUAGGCUGCCCACAUCGCUUCCGGGUCCGCAGGUGCAGGCUGACAGCACUUUCCAUGUUCCCUGGGGAGGUUCCGGCUAGAUCCCUGACCCCAGCCCUGGCUAAGAAGUCACUUCCUGUAGCCAGCCUGGCCUGGCUUGGUUCCCCAGCAUCUCCCACGGCCACCCCACCUCUCCCUGCUCUUGGACCUCCCAUCCUCUCUCCCCUCCCACUCUCUGACCCCCCAACUCUGCCUCUCACAGCUGGUGGGAGGAAAGAAACGCCCUGACCAUUGGUUAACGGGACCCAUCCUAGGAGACCAACAGCCCCCUAGGAAGGCGGGAGAUUGGAGCACAACCUGCUCAGAGAAGGCUGGUCACCCUACCAAUUCCAAGGGGUGCCUGCAGGGGGACCUCCAGGCUGACAGCCACUGACGCCCGUGCUGGGUGCUCAGGACUCUGCGUCCCCCUCCCCAUUGCUUGCAGCCCCCACCCCAUUUUGUGUAAUAAAGCUUGUGGUGUGCUCCAUG
This is a messenger RNA of Galeopterus variegatus (Sunda flying lemur), 1877 nucleotides long. RefSeq names its product lymphocyte-specific protein 1 (gene LSP1). The record is from RefSeq and is a predicted model, not a curated record. Gene Ontology annotation, molecular function: actin binding. The coding region runs from base 466 to 1374 and encodes 302 amino acids. The transcript is spliced from 9 exons. Gene Ontology annotation, biological process: signal transduction. NCBI's taxonomy places the organism in Eukaryota, Metazoa, Chordata, Mammalia, Dermoptera, Cynocephalidae.